GAGCCCUAUGCCGUGCCUUGCGGCAACACUUGGAUGAAGGACCAUUGGAACAAGUGGCAGGGCUAUUCCUUCUACACCUCGGAUGCGGCAAUUGAAAAAUGCGUUACCGUGAGCUUCUCCUUCAGUGCUCAGCCCGUUCUUGCCUUCGUGGCUGGCGUGCAGUUCGACAUCCUGCCUGGACCCCUCUUCCAGCUUGACACUCAGGUUUGCUGGCCAACCCAUCAGCCCGGUGGAGUCGAUCUCAGCGUCCUACGUUCGGUUCUGAAAACGAGUGGCUAUGUGCUCUUCACCCGCACCUUGCGCCUCGCUCAACGCUUCGGUGGCAACACGGACUUCGUGAACGAGAACAUCAAUGGGGCAACCCAGACAUGGCGUAGCCAGUUCGGGCUGUCGUCUGCCCGAGGUGAAAGUGGCACGGGCUUCGAGUCCAUGAAGAGGUCGGCUCUCCUGGAGGGGAACCAAAGCCAGACGAAGGCUGCCAAGGCAGAUUCCGACACUCUAUUCUGGCAGGAUGAAGAGGACAUGUAUCUCGCUUCGGUUGACUACGGC
Molecule: messenger RNA, 549 nt
Organism: Symbiodinium pilosum
Lineage: Eukaryota; Dinophyceae; Suessiales; Symbiodiniaceae
Source: the annotation of a GenBank genome assembly